Messenger RNA from Coffea eugenioides, 3543 nucleotides. RefSeq names its product copal-8-ol diphosphate hydratase, chloroplastic-like. Gene Ontology annotation, biological process: gibberellin biosynthetic process. Gene Ontology annotation, cellular component: chloroplast. The transcript has 24 exons. The record is from RefSeq and is a predicted model, not a curated record. Lineage: Eukaryota; Viridiplantae; Streptophyta; Magnoliopsida; Gentianales; Rubiaceae. Gene Ontology annotation, molecular function: magnesium ion binding; terpene synthase activity. Bases 1 to 3543 code for a protein of 1180 amino acids.
AUGGAUUCAAAUGGCUCCAUUGCACAGUAUCAGAGUUCGGUAGGUGAAGUAUGGAGAGAUCUCGCUCUUAGACUGCAUUUUGUUGCUAAGAAGGCGAUUGCUUAUAUUAGAAGGAUCCUAAGCACCGUUGAAGAUGGAAGAAUAAGUAUCUCACCUUAUGACACAGCAUGGGUUUCUCUUAUUGAAAAUAUUGAUGGAAGUGGCACUCCUCAAUUUCCAUCCUCCCUUGAGUGGAUUGCACAAAAUCAACUCUCUGAUGGUUCUUGGGGUGAUGCACUAUUUUCUGUGUGUGAUCGACUAUUGAAUACUCUAGCUUGUGUAAUUGCAUUGAGAUCAUGGAAUAAUCAUCCAGACAAGAGUGAAAAGGGAACGAGAUUUUUCAAGGAGAACUUAUCCAAACUGGGAAAGGAAGAUUUAGAUAGCAUGACUUGUGGAUUUGAAGUUGUAUUUCCUCCUCUUGUUGAAAGAGCUCGUAGUUUGGGCAUUGAGAUUCCCCAUGAUGCUCCAUUUCUAAGAGAGAUCUUUCGUUUGAGAUCUUUAAAAUUUGCAAGGAUUCCAAAGGACCUAAUGCAUGAAAUACCAACUCCAAUACUUUACAAUUUGGAAGGAUUAGAAGACCUAAAUUGGGAAAAGCUGUUGAAGCUACAAACAGAAGAAGGAUCAUUCUUGACUUCUCCAUCUUCAACUGCCUUUGCACUUAUGCAGACCAAAGAUAACAACUGUUUGAAGUAUCUCAACGUUAUUAUCACAAAAUUCAAUGGUGGAGCACCUACCGUCUAUCCGAUUGAUGUGUUCUCACGACUUUGGGCCGUUGAUCGCUUGCAACGCCUUGGAAUUUCUCGUUUCUUCAAGCUGGAGAUUAAGGACUGUCUGGACUAUGUAUACAGAUAUUGGACUGAAAAUGGAGUAUUUAGUGGAAGAAAUGCAAGAGUUUAUGAUUUGGAUGACACCUCUAUGGGUUUCAGGCUUCUAAGGUUAUUGGGCUACAAUGUCAACCCUGAUGUUUUUAAGCACUUCAGGAAACAAGGCAAGUUCGUUUGCCUUGGCGGUGAGCUUAAUGAAUCUCCAACGACGAUCCUAAAUCUCUAUAAGGCUUCUCAAGUUCAAUUUCCUAGUGAGAAUAUACUUGACGAAGCCAAAAGAUUCUCCUACAACUUUUUGAAGGAAAGGGUAGCAAAUAACAAAUUUGUAGAUAAGUGGGUUAUUUCCAAGGACAUUCCUGGCGAGAUAACUUAUGGAAUUGGAAUACCAUGGUAUGCUAACUUACCUCGGGUUGAAGCCAGGUUCUAUGUAGAGCAUUAUAGUGGUGCUGAUGAUGUUUGGGUUGGCAAAACAUUAUACAGGGUGGCCGAAAUUAGCAACAAUAUUUAUCUGGAGCUUGCCAAACUAGAUUACAACGAGUGUCAGGCUCAGCAUCAACUUGAGUGGAUCAACAUGCAGCAGUGGUGGGCAGAAAGCAACCUUCCCGAAUUCGGGAUCAGUAUAGAGAACCUUUUGGAUGCCUAUUUUCUAGCUGCUGCAAGCUUAUAUGAGCCAGAAAGGUCAAUAGAGAGACUGGCAUGGGCUAAAUCUACGGUAAUUGCUCAGUCUCUGACAAUAUAUUUUGAUGAAGUCGCUACAUCAACAGAACAGAGGAAUCGAUUCAUUGCAGCUUUCAAAGGCAAUUCUUUUAGCUCUCUUGACAAGAUAGACAGGAUGGGAGAGAGACUACUUCGAAACAUUCAAAAGUUCAUUCACCAUCUCUCAGUUCAGACAUUUCAAGGGCUGGAGAGGGAUCUAACUCAGCAAUUGAAUGAUGCGUGGGAGGCGUGGUUGACAACAGCAUUGAAUAUGAAAAUGGGUGAAUACCCAAAUGAGGCAACAUUGAUAGUGCAGAUUCUGAACCUGUCCACUGGAAGGAUAAUGUGUUCAAAGGAGAUGCUGUACAAUGACGACUACAAGCAUUUGUCACACCUCACGGAUAAAGUUUGUAAUCAGCUUCGCCAACAUCAGAAAAAUCAAAAGGAAAUUCAUAUGGUGUUCCCAGAGAUGAAUGGCGGUUCACACGGUUGUAUCAGAUCCACAGAGAUUGAAGCUGACAUGCAAGAAAUUGUUCGAUUGGUGCUUCAAAGCCCCCCUGAGAACGAUACAGAAAGAUCAAUUAGAACUAUACAAGGGUUACUGAACAAAGUUGAAUUAUCAAUAUCUGCUUAUGACACAACAUGGGCGGCCAUGCUGCCGUCCGGGGGUCUUAAGAAACAAGAAGUUGGAUCAUGGAGCUUAGACUCAAAGGAUUGUCAACUGGUUGAAGAUUCCAUUUCUUCCAGGCUAGCCUCUCUGCUUUCUCUGCGAAGGUGGCGAGGAGACACAAUUGAAAAGUUGGGAUUGGAACCAUACUUCAGGCGUGAAAUAGAAAGAAUAUUGGAUGAAACAUACAAGUCAUGGCAGAAGAAGAAUGAAGAAAUUUUCUCCGAUGUCAGUUGUUGUGCCAUGGCAUUUCGAUUUCUACGACUAAGAGGAUACGAUGUUUCUGCAGUAAGCCCGAUGUUCACAAAUGUGACUACUAUUCUGGAGUUGUACAAAGCUUCCCAGCUGAUUAUGUAUCCAAAUGAAGAACCUCUUGAGAGAAUCCAGGCUUGGACAACAACUUAUUUGAAGGAUCAGUUGCUAAAUCAGUCCAUAAUCGACAAGAAGUUACAUAAAGAGGUCGAGUUUACUCUCAAGAAUUAUCAUGGCACGUUAGCGCGGGUAUUGAACAGGAGAUGUAUUGAGCUAUAUGACAUUGACAAGCAUCACAUUCUUAAAACAUCUUACAGAGACCUUCUGACCUUGGCAAUACAAGAUUUUAACAGUUGUCAGGCCCUCCAUCAAGCUGAACUCCAAAUACUUGAAAGAUGGUACGAAAAGAACGAAUUGCAGAGUUCAAGAAUCCCAAAACGUGUUCUACAAUCGAGUUAUUUCAUGAUUACUGCUGAUGCCUUUGAGCCAGAAUUAUCUGAUGCUCGAAUCUCAUAUGCUCAGACCUGUGUCCUAGUCACAGUGGUAGAUGAUUUAUUUGAUAAUUGUGCUCCAAGAGAGGAAUUAGUCAACCUUAUCCAAUUGGUUAAAAAAUGGGACAAGAAUUCUUUCACUCAAUGUUGCUCCAAGCAAGUCAAGCUUUUCCUUUUGGCACUUUACAACACAGUAGAUGAGCUUGCUGAAAAAGCUUUUGUUCACCAAGGGCGAUGCAUAAAGCAAGACUUGAUUAGCAUGUGGCAGGAAUUGCUGGAGGGUAUGUUGACAGAGCUAGACUGGUGGAGAGAAAACUCAGCACCGACCAUUGAUGAGUAUUUAUCUGUUGGACGCACAACUAUUGGGGCCAAAAUCUGCGUUCUUACGGGAGCUUAUUUUCUUGGACCAAAAUUAUCAGAGGAUAUUUUAAACAGUGAAGAAAUGAAAAGCUUAUGGACGCAUGCCUCCACAGUUGGACGACUCCUUAAUGAUAUCCAAACACAACAGGUCUUUGAUAACAAUAUGCUUAAUUGCCCAUCAAGGAUUCACUGUGCAAAGAAUACUGGUAGAUAG